AUGGCCGAAGUCAAUGUCAACACCAGCAUCGAGGCGCAGACUCGUGCAAAGGCUGGGGCGAAGAGCCUGUCUUCUAGCCUCGAUGGAGCCGCCGGAGUUGGAAAGAGCUCUGGCAGUGCCUUGCAAGGUUCCAGACGCGAAAACACCCCCACCAGGAGGCCCCUCACAAAAUCGGACGCCGGUCCCCAGACUCGCCGUCCGAAAACGCCAGUGGCACCGACGCCUGUUCAGCUGCCAAGAGUCGCAAGCAUCCCUGCUGGCAGGCGGUCAAGCGGAGAAGGGGAUGCGCAGGUCGAGCGGCGGCCGUCGAGUGCUGCGGGGGAGCGGCGGAUGUCCGGGGAAGGGAGUGCGGAGAGCGACUUCAAACUUGACCUGAGAGCCCAGGAUCUGAAGGCCCUGCGACCUGCUUUGAUUGGCGUCUCCAAGCGUAUUGAGUUCGUCUAUCUGCGUCACAACAGGCUGCAGUCGCUCGAGGGGAUCGAGGUUCUCAAGAAUCUGAAGAUACUGGAUGCCAGCUUCAACGAGCUCUCCGACAGCUGCCUGCCACAGCUGCAACAAUUGCAGUCCCUACAGCAACUUUUUCUGGCGGGCAACCAGCUCCAGUCUCUGACCAGCCUGCCCCAGCUUCCAAACUUGGAGUUCCUGUCGGUGUCGGGCAACGCCAUCACGUCCCUUGCCAUGCACAGCUUGCCAAGACUCGAGGUUUUGGCGGCAAGCAACAAUCGCAUCACCAGCCUUCGAGACCUGCCCCACCUUCCAGCCAUAGAGGCGCUUCGAUUGGACGGGAACGAGUUUGCAAGCCGGCCGCACGCGAGGGCCAUUGCCAUCAUCUUGGCGGGGCCGACGCUCCGGAAGCUGGACGGCGAAGCUGUCACGGAGGAGGAGCACCGGCGCGCUUUGGAACUGCCACCGCACACCAUUCCCUGCCUAAGGGCAGGAUGGGACGUGGCAGAGGAGCACGACUCGGCAGAGUUAGGGACAGAAGGCGCCUCUUCCAAUCUACGGCCUGAACAUGUCCAAGAAUCUACGGCAGCCUUUCUAACCAGCCAGCAUUCCCAGCACGCGCCCCCCCACUGCCACGUCACCAAGUUCGUUAUCGACCAGCCUAAGGAGGGCGAGCUCUGCCACUGCGAUUUUGCUUUCGCCAGCGAGUCGGAGACAGAGGAGGACCUCGUUCUCAAGUACCGGUGGUACCGGGGACCGAGGCACGGUUUCGCCUUCAGGUCGAUUGCUGACGUCACCUCGACGGUUUACGAGCCGCAGGCGGUAGAUGUGGGACUCUGCUUGAAGGUGGAAUGCACCCCCGUGUUCCAAGGCACCGAGUAUCCACCGGUUUUCGUGAUCUCGCGGGAGGUCGUUGCUGGUGGCCGAGUCCCGAAGAUCCAGAGCAUUCGCGUCAGCGGUGAGGCCAUGGAAAUGGGCCGUCUAGUGGGCAGUGUUAGCGUGGCUUGGUGUGGGGCCAAGCCCGGCAGAAGCCGUGUCAGCUGGCGACGGACAUCCCCGUCUGGAGAAACGACCGUCAUCGAGGGAGCGGACCAGACGGAGUACGAGGUGACGUCAUCUGACGUGGGCUCCAAGCUGCAGUUUCACUAUCAGCCCUUGUCCGAGGCAGGAGCCGUUGGGGAGGCGCAGUGUGCGGAGACCGAGGUCGUGCAAGCAGUGCCUCCCGCAGUGGGAGACGUCGAGAUCGUGGGGAAGCCCGUGGUGAACAGAACUCUAAAAGGAAAGGGAACCUACGUUGGGGGAAAAGAGGGCCCGAGCCGUUAUGAGUGGCUCAGGGAGCGCGAGGGAACGAGUGAGCUCGAGUUGGCGACAGAACCCAACGACGGCCUCGAGUACGUUCUAAUCCAGGCCGACUUGGGCGCCCGUAUUCACUUUAAGUAUAUUCCAGUCAACAUAGCAGGGACAGCUGGCGAAGCGCGGACAGCCACCACAGGGCCCGUCAUGCAAGCCCCGCCGCACGUUAAGAAGCUCUCAAUCGUGGGUGACGUCAUGGAGACCCGCGCGGUGCGUCUGGAGGCGACGUACGUGCACGCUGACGAGAGCCUGACGACGGUCCAGUGGUUUGGAGCCAAAGAGGCCAGAGUGCCCAGCACGGAAGUGGAGGAGGCGGGCAUGGGUUGGACCAGCUUCAGCGAGGGGACCACAGAGAAGUCGUUCGUGGUCCCCCCUGAAGCGGUGGGUCGCUUCCUGGUCGCUAAGGUGACACCGCGGCGGCCUGACGAGGCGGGGAGCUCGACGUAUGCUUGCACCAACGAUGCGGUUGAAAUGCUGCCACCAGUCGUGCGCGCCGUGACCGUGAGCGGAACGGUCAAGGAGGGCGAGAAGCUGACGGCGUCCUACAAGUACGACGGGGGACACGAGGGAGCGAGCGAGUUUGCCUGGUACAGUCAUAAAGACGGGAGCGACUCCGGAACUUUGAUACCGGGCUCACAAGGCGCACUGGAGUACACGGUCCGCCCAGAAGACGUGGGGAGACAUGUGUCUUUCCAGUGCACUCCCAUUCGGAGAGACGGCGGCCGGGGCGAGAUGCAGCGACACUUCAACGCUGAGAAGGUUGAGGGAGGCUUGCCCUCUGUGUCGAAUCUGCGAAUCGAGGGAAGCACCACCGAAGGGGCCGAGCUGCGCGUCGAGAAAGAUUACGUUGGCGGGAUGGAGGGCGCGUCAGGCUACCGUUGGCACUUACUAACAUCUGACGGGCAACAAGGGGAGAUUGAGGGCGUGACGGGACCGGUUUACACAGUUCGGACGUCCGACGUCGGCGCGAUGAUCAACGUCGAGUGUACGCCGGUCCGAAGCGACGGAGUGGAGGGGGAGACCCUCUUUUCGCCGUUGAGAGGGCCGAUCUUGGCUUGUCCGCCGCAGUGCGAGAAGCUGGUGUUUCGGGGGGAAGCCGUCGAAGGGGAGAUUUUAUCUUUUGAGGCGACGUAUCGGGGGGGCGCUAUGGGAACCAGCGUGGCCGAGUGGACCCGGGUGGAGCAGGACGGGCAGGAGACGGUCGUCAGCAACCAAGAGGCGAUCCGGCUGCGGAAAGCUGACGUUGGCUGCCGGCUGCGGCUUACGUACACCCCCGUUCGUUCGGAUCUGGCGACGGGCGAGCCCGUGUCCCUAUUGUCCGAGGUCGUGACGCAAGGAGGACCGCUGGGUUUGGAGUUAACCCUCCCGAGUACGCCAGUGGAAGACCAGGAGCUGGACCCCCGCGCCGUGUAUUUCGGGGGGGAAGAAGGGCCCAGCGAAUGGCAGUGGUAUCGCUCCAAGGACCCCCCCAGAGCGGAAGCAAGCUCGCGCGCGUCUUGGACCCCAAUCGCCCACACUCGGAAGUACACCCCUGGCCUUGCUGACGUAGGCUGUUACCUCAUCCUGGAAUGGACGCCGGUCCGCGCCGACGGGAAUAAGGGCGCCCCGCUGGACGCCUUUGCGACGUCGCCAGUGGAACCAGCUCCGCCCGAGGUCUUGGCCAUCGAAGUGCGCGAGUCAGGUCAGGGCGGUUUCGUCGGGAUCGCUCAGUACCACGGAGGGUUGGAGGGGGCCAGUCGGAAGCAAUGGCUAAGAGAGCAAGAAAAGGGGAAGCUCGUUCCUAUUCCGGGGGCCACGUCGAACAUGUACGAACCGGGGGAGGAGGACUACUCAGGGAAGCUUGUCUACUCGUAUACCCCCGUGAGGACGGACGGGACGGAGGGAACAACGGUGUUCUCAGAGCCCGGGGGGACGGUGUAUCCGGAGCUGCCUGGUCUGGGUCGCUUGACGAUCUCGGGCAAAGUGGCGGAGGGCCAGAUGCUGACGGCGCUGGAGGACCUCCCGGGCGGCGAUAAGCAGCAGGACCUCUGGCGGCGCUUCAAAAAGGAGAUCAAGUAUCAAUGGUCUCGCUCCGCCCCCGGUUCCCCCGAGCACUUUUCCCCGCUGCCGGCGCAGCGCUCCGUGAGCUACAAGGUGCGUCUGGAUGACGUCGGCCGCCACCUCAAGUGCGAGUGCACGGUCGUCGACGUCUUUGGCCGCGCAGCGCCGCCCGUCGCGUGCGUGACCGACGUCGUCAAAGCAGCCGAGCCGAAGAUCGAACGGCUUCAAGUCGACGGCCGGGGUUUUCACACCAGCACAUACGCGGUCAGAGGGACGUACAGUGGGGGGCGGGAGGGAAAGAGCGUCAUCCAGUGGUUCCGGGCGUCGGGAGCCAAACCGAACGAGGACCUCACACCGAUCCCAGGUGCCACCGGCCCAGUGUACGAAGCGCAGCUUGAUGACGUGGGCUCGCGCCUGGCCGCGCGCUACACGCCCGUCCGAGACGACGGCGCGGUUGGCGAGCCGGUCAUCGUCCUCACGGCGCCGAUCGCUGUGGACCCGGAAGUCGCUCGGGAGGUGAAAAACAUUCUCGACGGUGGGGCCGCCAAGUUCGAGACGGGCGCUGGGGCGGAACGGCGAGUGGUGGACGUUAACCGGAAACGGAUCAAGGUGGUGCGCCCGGGGCUGAGCAAGGCGUCGUUUUCGACUGUGGAGGUUAAGGGAACCUACGCGCCGCCGUUCAAGGUGGAACUUUUUGGGGACGACCCGAACCGGCUCAAGAUCGUCAUCGACGAUGAGAACGACAUUGAGUUGGUUGUGCACACGCGCAACACCCGUGACGUGAUUGCUUUAGCUGUCCGAGGUUUCGCUCAACGCUUCCACUGAGACUGUAGUGCACUAAAAGCACUAAUCACAUGCUUCGAGUACUAAUAUGAGUCAAAGUGAGAGUAUGUAUCUUCGGUAGAGCAGAGCAGAGAAUAAAACAGCCCACUUGAACCGUCGUAGGUAGUGAGUGAAGCGGGAAAGCUAAUACGCGUAGGCUGAUACUAAGCUAGAAUCCACGUAUGUAAGGACGGGAAUUAGAUGCAGCCGUCGAGAUCUUGUGCCUUGUGUGUGAUCGAUCAUUGGGGAUAAGCGUGUAUCCUUCCUCCG
This is a messenger RNA of Klebsormidium nitens, 4929 nucleotides long. NCBI's taxonomy places the organism in Eukaryota, Viridiplantae, Streptophyta, Klebsormidiophyceae, Klebsormidiales, Klebsormidiaceae. The record is from the annotation of a GenBank genome assembly.